AUGGCGACAUUCGCAACUGACAAAGAUCUUGCUACUAGUUGUCAACAAGAUGUACAUUUAGGUGUAAAUAGUUUUUUUGCUGUUGCUGGUAUUGAAGAUCGUGAUGUUGCACCUGCACCUGCCACAACGGAAAUUUUUGGCCGCUUUCAAUUCUUAAAGACACUUUUACAUCCAAGCCUUUGUGAAUAUGUUGAAAUUGUAAAGGGAAAACAUGAUCGAUUAUUUGUAAUAUUUGAAUAUCAUACAAAUAAUCUUGAAAAGUUUUAUCAACGUAAUGAAAAAGAAGAAAUUAUACAGAUUUCAAGUAUAAAAAUUGAUAGGCUACGUGAAUGGGCAUUUCAAAUAUUGAAAGCUCUUGCUUAUCUAAACAAAAAUAAAAUAACGCAUCAUAAUAUUUCACCUCAUAAUAUCUUAUUAGAUGAUGAAGGAAAUAUAAAAUUGGCAGAUUAUGGAUUUUAUUAUAUGACUAAUGGCGGAGCUGAUGUGGAAUUUCCAAUUGGUUAUCCACAAUACAUUCCUCCUGAAGCAAUUUAUCAUUCCUCCGAAAUGACCUAUGCAACAGGGAAGGUGGAUGUAUGGUCAUUGGGCAUAAUAUUAGCAGAAUUGUUUUUUGCAAAGUCUUUUUGGGAAGAUACCAAAGAUAUUGAUAAAUUAUUUUCAUCAUUAUGGGAUCUUCAUUCCAUUGCGUAUAAAAAAGAUAAUGAUAGUGGUGGUGUCGGUAAUGGCGAAGCUUGGGAUAGUUUUAAUGUUUUCGAAUUAGGAAUAAAUGAUUCAAUUUUAGAAUUUUUACAAGCAACAGAUGGAACAGAUACAGAUAUUAUUGAAUUUAGAAACUUUUUACGUUGUUGUCUUCAAGUAAAAGUUUCAGAUCGACUCUUACCAGAACAAUUAUUGUCUCAUCCAUUUUUCAAAAAAAUCCAUAUUUAUGAAAAAGGUGGGAGUAAGCAGUACAAAUAUUGGUGGCUGAAACCAUUUUUGCAAUCACAACAAAUUGAAUUUGAUGAAAAGGAUUUAUUUAAAUAUAUUGAAGAAACUCCAAAAAAAGAUGUUCUACAUGGGAUACCUCUGUCACAAAUUUAUUAUUUUUGGAAAUUAGCUGGAGGUGACGUUGAAUCAGAGUUAGAAAAAAGAGGUUACCUGCUUAGUACUCCGCCAAUUGAAAGAUUACCAAGAACUGUUAAAGUAGAAGAUGGAAAAGAGGAGGGCACAAAAAAAGACACAGCUUUUUUAUAUUCUGACACAAUUUAUACUUUAUCAUUAAAAGAACUUCGUCAACGAUUGGAAAAUGCCACAGAUCCAAAUAAUUACAACUAUUCAUCAACACCAUCAACAAAUGGUUGUCAUAUUUUACAAUCCACACAAAAUGUUAAAACGCCAUUACUUGUUCGUGAAAAAGAUGUUGGUUAUCAGUUUCAAAGAGUUGCUUUGUUUAGUGAACUAUUAAAAGAAUAUCCUAGUUCACGUAAUGAAAUUAUUCAUCAUGCAAAAGUUGAUAUACCGCCAUUUUUACGUGGAAAAGUUUGGGCUGCCAUUUUAGGAAUCCGUGGCGAUUAUCAGGCUUUAUAUGAUGCUUAUGAUAAAGAAACUGAAAGAGAUCAUCAGAUUGAUGUUGAUGUUCCAAGGUGUCAUCAAUAUCACCAACUAUUGUCAUCUCCUAUUGGACAUGAAAAACUUAGAAGACUCUUAAAAUGUUUUAUCACUGCUAAUAGUAAAUUAGUAUAUUGGCAAGGAAUGGAUUCACUCUGUGCACCAUUUUUGACUUUAAAUUUUAAUGAUGAGGCAUUGGCAUUCUGUUGUCUGAAUAGAUUUAUUCCUAAAUUUUUAAAAGAUUUUUUCUUAGUUGACAAUUCUCAUAUAAUAAAAGAAUAUUUGGCUGUUUUUGGUCAUCUUUUAUCAUUCCAUGACCCAGAAUUAUCUAGUCAUCUAAGAGAAACAGGUUAUAUUCCGGAUUUAUAUGCUAUUCCUUGGUUCUUAACUUUAUUUACACAUGUUUUACCAUUAGAAAAAACAUAUCAUCUUUGGGAUAAAUUACUUGUUGGGCCUCCUUCAUUAUCAUUGUUUGCUGGUAUCUCCAUAGUACGACAACUUCGAGAUGAUUUGCUUAAAUCUGAUUUUAAUGAAUGCCUACAAUUUGCCGAAACAUUUCCGGACGUUGACAUAGAAAAAUGCAUUCAAUCAGCUCUUUCGAUGUGUAAAGUUACACCACCCUCUGUAAUCUAUCAAGAGGAUUACCCAACGCAACGUUGGUGGGAACAACCUAUACCUGUUGAUGUGAAGAAAACUGAAUUGGCUCCUAGGAUAUCAUUAAAAGAUUUGGCUAAAUUAAAAAAUCAUGUUUUGGUCAUUGAUAUAAGAUCUGAGCAAGACUUUGUAGGGGGUCAUUUUCCAUUAUCAGUAAAUUUUAAUACAUCAUAUCUUGACCAAGUUACAGAUGCACUAUUUCAAGAGAAAAAGAAAUAUCAUGUGGUUUUGGCAAAUAGGGGCGAAUCUGGUCCUCGGUUUGCUGAUGAAUUAGUUCAUGCCAAAUUUCUAAGGGUUGCAGUAUUAACAGGUGGAAUUGAUGUGAUACGUGUAGUUACUGAAGAACAUGUUCCUGUGUGUUCUUGUAUGCCAUUAAAGAUUUUAGUAUCACCUGGGCAAAAAGGUGUUGCAUAUUCUAAAUGUGAACAAAAUUUAAUGGAAAGUGAAAGUUAA
Messenger RNA from Entrophospora sp. SA101, 2694 nucleotides. The record is from the annotation of a GenBank genome assembly. NCBI's taxonomy places the organism in Eukaryota, Fungi, Glomeromycota, Glomeromycetes, Entrophosporales, Entrophosporaceae.